Molecule: messenger RNA, 1698 nt
Organism: Cinclus cinclus
Lineage: Eukaryota; Metazoa; Chordata; Aves; Passeriformes; Cinclidae
Gene: CCDC50
Product: coiled-coil domain containing 50
Exons: 12
Coding region: 1-1698 (565 amino acids)
Cellular component (GO): cytoplasm
Molecular function (GO): ubiquitin protein ligase binding
Source: RefSeq, a predicted model, not a curated record
AUGGGCUGUUAUGUUCUUGAAGUGGAGGUCGAGGCAAGAAUGGAGAAGGCAUUUUAUGCCAACAAGGACAAAGAAAUAAACACACACAAAAAUAGACAUGAUGGCAGGAGGGGGGAAAAUAUACAAUUCGAGACCUUGGCUGUAUGUCGAGACUUUGCUAUUCUGGAAGAUCAUACUUUGGCCCAUAAUUUACAGGAACAAGAGAUUGAGCAUCACUUGGCCACAAAUGUUCAGCGUAAUCGUCUGGUGCAACAUGACUUGCAGAUGGCCAAGCAACUGCAAGAAGAGGAGGAUAAGAAAGCCCGUGCUCAAAUCCAGAAACACCAAAAAGACUUAGAACGACAGGACUGUGAGAUUGCUCAGGAAAUCCAAGUGAAGCUCGCGUUUGAAGCAGAGGAGCGCCGCAGGCAAGAGGAAAAAGAUGAGGAUAUUGCCCGUCUCCUACAACAGAAAGAACUGCAGGAAGAAAAAAAGCGCAAGAAGCACUACCCAGAGUCCCAGGGACACACAGGCUAUGAAGAGAGCUAUUAUGCAGAAAAUGGAGAGCAGCCCUGGGGUGACCCCAGAGAGCAGAUUUCUGAACCUCCCAGAGCACACAGUCAUGGCAGGUGCAGGCACCAGCAGAGAGAGCACCGAGGACCCCCCUCGCCUUUGCCUGGCAGUGCCCCCAAACACAGGCACUCUGCCUCAGAGGGCCAGCAAAGGUCUCCUCAGCUGAGAGAGGCCAGCAGGGGCCAGCAGCAGGAGCUGAAGACAGCCAGCCAGGGAAGGUCCAGGAGACAUCCCAGCCUUGACCUGGAAAGAGAGGCUGACCACCGUGCCUAUGAUCACAGCAGAAGCUGGGAGCUGCAGGAGAGGAGGACAGCUGGCAGGGAGAAGGAGAGGAGACCUCUCAGUCUCGACCUGGAGUCAGAGCAUGGACUCACACAGGAGGCACGGCACAGCAGAAAGCCACCAAGGCAAGACAGAGAAAAGCACCUUCCCCUCCUUGAGAUGGAACUGGAGGCGGAGCAGGAGGCCUGGCAUCGGGGUGGCAGACAGCACCCUGAGAAACACAGAUCUCACCAUCAGGGCCACUCGUCACACAGGAUGGCACGUGAUGAGAAGCUCUAUGAUGCUGAAUCUAGAGAUGACCAUAGGAGGGGUGAGGCACGAGCCUACAAAAGGGCAGGACACAGGAAACACUCCCCCUCCCCUCAUUCUGUGAGCCAGGGGAAGGUUGGAGACUGCCAGCGAGACCCAGGCACUAAUUUGAGGGGGAGGAAACAAGCCAUGUACGAUGGACUCCGCAUGGAACAGGAGUUGUCUGAUGCAGAGAUUGCUCGGAAACUGCAGGAGGAAGAGCUCCUGGCUAAUGAAGCAGAUCAGAAGGCAGCUCAAGUAGCCCAAGAUGAGGAAAUUGCUCGGCUCUUGAUGGCUGAGGAGAAAAAGGCUUUAAGAAAAGGGAAAGAAAGAGAAAAGUCUUCCUUUGAAAAGAGGAGGCAUGAUCAAGAUUGGAAGCCUGAUGCAGGCGAGUCCACGCGCUCAAGGUCAAGAGAGGGGACUGAAACUCAGCGACACAGAAAUGACAGGCCUUCAAGGUCCCAGCCUCUUCCCGAUGACUUUGAACACUCCCGGUAUCACAUGAGCCAGCCCAGCCCCUUGCGCCAGAUCCCCAAACCUGAGCACUCUCCUAAAGGUUCCCGUAGGAAGCAGUAA